CUCAUUCGGUCGGUGUUUACUGCCACUGAAUAGAUCGUGCGCGCUUCUACGUGACUAUGAUCGUCAAUUACUUCAGUGACAAGAACUCGUGGCUUUUUUUUAAACAAAGACGACCGAGAAUCAAUCAUUAAGUGAUGUCGAGCGAUUUAGUAACAACGGCCAACAAAGUUCUCAUUUAUUAAAAAAAAAAAUCAUUUCAAUUUAUUAAAUAGAAACGUUAAAAAGAAGUUUUAUAAAAGAUUCGUGUUCUUCUGUUAACAUUGUUUUCGCCGUGAGUCGAGUUGGCGAUAGUUCUAGUGAAAGCUCGAGAUCAUUUCGAUCGCCCCGCGGACUUUCGCGCUGUUAGGCGCGGUAAUAAAAUGCAAACCUCGGGCGUGCUCGCGCCGCUUCAACGGAUUUCCGAACGGGAGACUCGCGAGUGAACGUUCCGUGAUUAGGAGUGAUUUGCCUCGAUCGAUGGCGAAAUCCAUGGCAGAGAAUGCGUUUAUCUGCGAGCGCGAUCUAUGACUUGGCGAACGUAUAGCGCGGGUGUGUGUUACGGAUCUGUAUUGUGAAUUGUGUUUGAUCUUCGACCGCGCGUGCACGUGUUUCUUCACGUGUUGCCGCUCCGAUUAUUUUCUGCGAAGGACAAGUCGAAGGAAGCCUCUCUGCAUGAAAUUCCAUCUACAAAAUCCCUACAAACAUUCGAAUAAUCCCCACAAAUAUUCGAUCUGCGUAUUUUAAGAUGCUCCGAUUUGUAAGCCAUCGGAUUAUCAGACUGUUCACGCGAUAAAUCUCCAAGCGUUCUCCAAAUCAGUCAGAAGACAGCCCAAAAAGCCUUAGACGAAUCUUUUCCUCGACAGUCGCUUAAGAUGCUUUGAUUGAGUCGAUUACGAGUUUUCUGGUCCCACAAAGAUGACGUUCGAUCGCUCGAUCUGUUUGCCGGUGUUCCUCCUCGUCAUCUGCGUUUCUUGCACCUUUGUUUUUGGCGACCAACAAUUUCUGGAGAAACCGCAACCCUAUCAGGAAGUGUCGUCCGGUGAUGACGUGAGAUUACGUUGCAUAGUACAGGACAAGGGUGGCCAGUGCAUCUGGCAGAAAGACCGAAGACCGAUAGGCAUACAACCAGAUAAGUACGAGUGGGCGAACAGCCGCGGCAACGGGGAUUGCUCCCUUGUGAUAAGACGAGCCAAUUUACAGUUUGACGAUGGUUUCUGGGAGUGUCAGGUUACUUCCAGCGACUUUAUCCGCCAAGAUGCACUUUCAUCCGAACAAUCGAGACUGCUCGUGAAGGUGAAACCUAAAGAACCUCAACUGGAAUACGGUGGGACCGUUUUGGGCACCACCCUAAUGCUGCAGGAGGGGCAGGAAGUAAUGAUUUCUUGCGUUUCAAAAUACGGAAACCCACCCGCCGUUAUCAAGUGGUUCAUAGGGAACAAGGAGGAGAAAUCUUACACGCAAAGCAACGCAACGGAAGUGGAUAAUCUGAAAACCUGGGCAGCUCAUAGUUUUCUACGGGUGCGUGGUCGAAGGGAAAAUCACGGUCUGCCGAUCCGAUGUGUGGCCAUGCAUCCGACGAGCUUAACACCGAUGAGCACAGAGACGCGACUGGAUGUUCAUUAUUCGCCGGAAGUGCGACUCGAAAUGGGUCCGCAGCCGCUCAUGGCCGCUCCGGAGGAUUCGGUGAGUUUCUUGAACUUGAAGUGCCUGGCGGAUGCUAAUCCAGUCCCAAGCAUCAAGUGGUUCAAAGACUCGGUGCCGCUCGACCGCUUAUUAAUCGACGCCACAUUUUCGUCAUCAUCAUCGUUAAUACAAGGCAAAACGACAGAGCUGAACGACACCGUGUGGAGUGCCAAAUUGCACUUCGAGCCGGUCACGAGGAGUGACGCCGGCCUAUACUCAUGCAAGGCGAUAAACAACGUCGGUGAAAGCGCUCCCGCGAGUUACAGGCUCGAUGUGCAAUAUGGACCGAAGGAGAAAAGCAAAGACGGAAACAUCACGUCCGAGAAAGACAUGGAAAAUAUGGCGCUGUUAGGUUCCGCCGUGGCUCCCUUUGAGUGCUCCGAGUUCGAAGCUAAUCCGUCUCCUCAAUACAGAUGGGUGCAUCUUCGCGGUAGCUUGGCGGAACCGAUCGAGAAUCGCGUGCAGAACAAGGGCGGUGGUCGACGCCUCCACCUCGAGAACAUCAUGUGGUCCGACGAGGGAGAAUACCGUUGCAUUGCCUUCAACACAAUCAACGGUGUUAAACGAGAGAGCUCCAGUAGCACACGCUAUAUGCUGCGUGUGACUGGACCGCCGGAGAUCCAGAUCAAACCAUUGCUAGGCGAGAACGUCUUAGAGUCCAUUGGAUGGGCAGGAGAACCCGUGCACAGACUCAAGUUCCGAUUUUGCUCGCGACCGCCACCGAAACUGGUCGCUUGGCAGUGGGGCAGUUCUCAUCUUCGAGCCGGAGAAAGCAUUAAUCCAAAGUACGAUGCUCUACCGUUGGAACCCAUCACCGAGAAUCAAAUGCUAACCAACUGUUAUUGGGCCAAGCUGGAAAUCAAGGAUUUGCGAAAGGAGGAUGCUCGGAUGUACAUUUUAUUAGUGGAGAGCGAGAAGGGUCACGACUCAACGAACAUCAAAUUGAUAGUGAGAGACCCCACGGAGACGCGCGUAAUAGCCGCAGCUGUGACGGUCGGCCUGUUAUUCCUGUUACUGCUGAUCUCCAUCAGCGUGUACUCGCUACUGAGGAUGCGACGCAGACGGUACCGGCAAAAGGUGGAGGAGGACGGCAGCAUCGCGGCAGAUGCACUUUAUAGUAACGGUGCAUCGAUGGAUCAACAAAAGUCCAUCAAUUCGUCCCACGUAAAGACCUUCGCAAGAAAGUCUAGCUUGGAUGGCAGCCAGGGCGUGUAUGAUUACAGUCGCAUCGCGAAGCAGACGCGUGCCAUGAGCCCGGAAGCGCUGAAGGUCAGAAGAGCGCCGGCAGUCUUACAACCGCCCACCAUCGUAUAAAAUAUACGGAUCUCCAUCUCUUUCAUUGAUACCGAGUCCCCUCUCCUCAUCGAAUCCUAUUCCUUCCACAACAACAAUAAAAUCUACCUUUUGUUGUGUAUUCACAUAUCCCUUUCCAUCACACAUCAAUCUCUCAUCCCUUUAUUUUCUUCUUAGAACAUUUUUUUCUUAGAUAUUUUUACUAUUUACUAUAGAGUGUAUGUGUAAAAAAUCAGGUAUUUUUUAAUUAUUUUAAUGAUGUGGUAUACAAUGUGUAUAUUUGUAUCGAAUGUUAUAGUCUGAUAUUUAUAUCGAGAACACAAGUGUCCUCGCGAGAUUAUUGACUGUUGUUGCGUAUCUUUGUAACGUUAAGCAAUUAAUUUUUUCUUAAAUUUAUUUAUUAUAUACUGUUCAUUGUAUUUUACCAUAGUAAGUAAGACUACAAUGACAAUCUGCCCAUCAAAAUGUAGGCACGUCGUGAUAAAUAUUGUAUGAAGAACUCGCAUACCGGUGCAAAGUAUAGUCCGCGUCAUCGGAGCGGAACGAAGCGUAACUUUAAUAGCGGUCGCAUCUCAGCGAUUUUAAUAGCGGUUGCGCGACGAGGCGGGAUUAGUGCAAAACUGGACCUCACGGAAACUGUUAUGUACAGUUCCCGAUUUUGAUAUUUCGAUCAACAUGUAUUUUAAUGUGGAAGAAAUUUUAUGACUGAAACGAGCCCCUUGUUUCGAGAAUAAUGCAAAAUAUUAUUUCAACUUUAUAUGUGUUCGAAAUAAAUGAUUCAAGUAGAGAAUAAGUAUUUUUGCGGCAAUCAUCAUUCAUUAUACAAAAAUAAAUUAGAC
Molecule: messenger RNA, 3794 nt
Organism: Acromyrmex echinatior (Panamanian leafcutter ant)
Lineage: Eukaryota; Metazoa; Arthropoda; Insecta; Hymenoptera; Formicidae
Product: irregular chiasm C-roughest protein
Biological process (GO): cell-cell adhesion
Cellular component (GO): plasma membrane; cell-cell junction
Molecular function (GO): cell adhesion molecule binding
Source: RefSeq, a predicted model, not a curated record